CCCCAGCUGACAGCCGAGUCCCACUUCAUGAAAGACCUGGGUUUGGACAGUUUGGACCAAGUGGAAAUCAUCAUGGCUAUGGAAGAUGAGUUUGGAUUUGAAAUUCCUGAUGGAGAUGCAGAGAAGUUAAUGUGUCCGCAAGAGAUUGUAGAUUACAUCGCAGAUAAGAAGGAUGUUUAUGAAUAA
Molecule: messenger RNA, 186 nt
Organism: Pelecanus crispus (Dalmatian pelican)
Lineage: Eukaryota; Metazoa; Chordata; Aves; Pelecaniformes; Pelecanidae
Source: RefSeq, a predicted model, not a curated record